Molecule: messenger RNA, 735 nt
Organism: Strongylocentrotus purpuratus (purple sea urchin)
Lineage: Eukaryota; Metazoa; Echinodermata; Echinoidea; Camarodonta; Strongylocentrotidae
Product: mu-type opioid receptor-like
Exons: 2
Coding region: 1-735 (244 amino acids)
Biological process (GO): G protein-coupled receptor signaling pathway
Cellular component (GO): membrane
Molecular function (GO): G protein-coupled receptor activity
Source: RefSeq, a predicted model, not a curated record
AUGACAGAGUACUACCUUUUUGGUGAGGACUCCAUUGAGACUGCCCCUGAAGUGUGGUUCAGCAUUUUUAAAGAGCGAUACAUCGCCGUUGUCUACCCACUGCGUUGCAAAGAGCUACUAUCCCGUACCAGAAUCCGGUCUGCCAUUGUCCUUGGCUGGUUCAUGGGCGUUACGUUGCACUUCCCCUUUUCCUUCGCCAACAAUCUUGAUCCAUCUCAACAACGGUGUGACUGGAAAUUCCCGUCAAAGAAAAUAAAAAAUAUUCUGGGUGUAGUUCUCUUUGUCUUUGAGUUUCUCAUUCCUAUGAUCGUGAACGUCACCCUGCAAAUGCUAACAGCUCGUGCGUUACACCGCCAGGCUCGGCUGUACCUAGGUGCGGACAGACGUCUAGAUGAAGCCAACCCAUCCGCGCGACAUAUCCUCGCUAAGAAGCGCGUCCUACAGACGGUGUCCAUAGUGGUCAUCCUCUUCAUCGUCUGUUGGGGACCGGUCCUGAUUGGCUUACUUGCGUUUGACCUCGGGAUCCUCCCGGAUGCCUACAUAUACAGUAAUCUAUAUCACGUUCUAGUCAUACUAGGUUUCUGCAACUCUUGCGUAAACCAAUUCAUCUACGCGGUGCGCAACCCAGAAUUUCGCAAGGCCAUCAGGGAGCUCUUCAAUCCUAAAAGGACCGAAGCGCCAUUGUUUGAUGACAGAGCAACUAAGUCAACACCUCGAGAAACAAGUGUUGUAUAG